UCAUUAAAUUUCAGUUCAGGUAUUCAGUGGGAUGAAAUGAACAUUUUGAUGACACAUCACCCCCCAGACAAAGACUAUGGGCACAUUAAGAUCAAUGAGCCACCAACGCCCUAUAAUAGAUGGAAGGACCCUGAUGACGAAGCUGGAGAAGGAACUGUUGAACCAUUCUCUGACGAUGAAGCUGAUCCUGGAAAACUAGAUCCUGACCAUUUGCAUAAAAGGUAAUUUAUAGCAGCUUGCAAUCAUAUUCUCCAAGCUACUAUUAUUCAUGUAUGUAUGGCAGGUAUAUAGCCAGCUUUGUUUGGACUCCCUUUAAGAAUGAAUAAAAUACACAGAAUGCAAUCUGAUCUGAUGAGUGUUCAAUCUCUUACCCAGAGUCUUCUGGAUUUUCGGUACAAGGAUGACGCACAUUGGGACCUUUUAAUCUCUCAUGAUAUAAUCAUAUGUGUUUAGACCAUCUAUUAUGUGAGUCUUACGCAAAGCAAGGCAUUGGAGCAAAAGGGUUUUGACCUUCAAUUGAUGUCACCUGUGCUCCUUAACCUUUGUUUAGUUAUUACUGGUUUUUAAAUUGAGAGCUUGUUCAUAAAUUUGAAGUUUCUUUGUAUUCCUUACAGGCAAACCAACUGUUGUGCCAAAAGAGAAAUUGAAUGGGUCAACCCAUUGCUGGUUUUCAUUGUCAAGCCACACAAAAUAAAAAUCAAAACCAUUCAAAAGGUUAAGUCCAGAAUCUGGAAAAUGAAUAGGGGCUAAACAUGCUCAGACUCUCUCUAAGACUCCUGUCUGUGCAAUUUGUUAUAUGCAAGUUAUUCUGAGAAAUGAUUUACCUAACUUUAUAGACACCAUGUUGGUGUCCCUCUGAGGGGCACCAACAUACAAACUCCAUAAUAGUGCAUGCAAGAUAAUUUUCCCUGGUUGAAAGAAUGCAUAUAGCAGGGCUAAAAAAGAGCUUGAAUUCCAGCUUGUCUUGUGGCAAGUAGCUCCCACAUUUUGCUUGUCCUGGGUCACUUCUUGCUCUUCUUAGUUAAUGAUUUUGGUAGGGAACAUCUUGCUUGAACCCUUCCCCAUUUGGCAAACUUUUCUGUGUACAUGUAAGUAAAAGUUACUUUCCCAGCAAGAAAUUCUGCUCAUCCUGAACCACCACACAGAACUUUUUAGAGCCCUGUACAAGUUGAAUUCUCUACAACUAUGGUUAGAUUUGUGUACUCUUGAGUCAACCAUAAAAAGAUUCUCCUGCAACCCAAAAUAGAUUUCACAUAUUUGUGUGCUUUGAUACAAGGAUUAAAGAUGCUCCAAAGAGGCGUUCUUGGGAAGAUCCUGAAAAUGGUGGAGAGGAAGAGGAAGAUGAUGAGUUAUCAGAACCACAGAAAGGUUGAUUGACAUUCAUAAUUUCAUCCUAUUAUUGAUUAAGAAAUUGAGCAGUAUUUGUGAAAAGUUAUGCAGAUUGAGGAGGUUGUUGUGGGCUGAGGUGGAUAAUGUUUUCUAAGAUCUGCAUGAUUCUUUAUAUCAUACUAAAGCCUUUGCCAUAAUAAUUCUGGUCUCAACUUGGUUUUGCAUCAAAGGAAGAUCAAAGUGGUCUCAAAGUUGGCAUAAAUAUAGAGCAAUGGAAUAGUCUUUCCUAAGUUAAAGUACCAUAAUAAUCUGUAAUAUAAAUAAUGAUAGUAUAUCUUUAUUUCAUAGAAUAAAAGUACAUACAUGUAUUCCAUGUUACAAUAACUAGUAUUAAGAAAAGGGCCAAAUGUUACAAAUAUAAGAGAAGAUAAAAAGACAAGAUUGAAAGUUUGAAAAAGUGUAAAUAGCUGAGAAAUAAGGAAUAUUAUAUAAACAAUCUAAAUAGCUAAGUUACCAUUAAAUACGAUUUAUAAAAGUGUUCAUAAACCUUUGGGUGUUAAUUGUUGGCCUAAGAGCAGAACUACAAUACAGCUGGUACUCCUUUCCUUUGGGAAGCAUGCAAUAGAGAGGAUUUCCUUCCGACUCAGACACUUUGCUGUAAAUUCUUCUGUCUUGUUUUUCUAGGAGCUUGCAGAUGUUAACAUUGUGAGAAAUAUAAUUACACUUGAAGCAAUUUUAGGUUGCCAAAGGAUGACUUUGACAAAAGUUGAGCUGGGGGACUGCUGUUGCAUUCUUUUUUUGUCACUUCUUCAGCUCAAACUACAGGCGGCCAGAGGCAACGUUUUGUCCUUGGGUCAAUUUAAUAAAACCUUUUCAGGACUUUUUGUAAUUUACUAGUCUAGCUAUUGGUAUAGACUCUAAAACAAUGGCUACUUAAAUAAUUACACUUGUAAAAGUUUCAUUAAAUUGACCCCUGUGUGAUAUUUGGUAAGCAUUUUGUUGUCCCUUUAAUUACUGGUUUAAUAAACCUUAUAACAUUGCUGAUUUUUUUGAUUUAGAGGUGAAGAAGAAAUUUGAAGAAAAGCGAAAAUACCAUUACAAUGAGUAUUCCAAGGUCAAACUUGCAAGGAAACUUAUAGAGCAGGAAUUAAAAGAUUUAGAAGAUGAUGAUGAUGAUACAGACAGUAAAAAGGAACAGCCAAGCUCAUCACAAACUGAUGCCGAUACACAGGUGCGAUAA
Molecule: messenger RNA, 2569 nt
Organism: Porites lobata
Lineage: Eukaryota; Metazoa; Cnidaria; Anthozoa; Scleractinia; Poritidae
Source: the annotation of a GenBank genome assembly